Protopolystoma xenopodis is the source of this 246-nucleotide messenger RNA. NCBI's taxonomy places the organism in Eukaryota, Metazoa, Platyhelminthes, Monogenea, Polystomatidea, Polystomatidae. The record is from the annotation of a GenBank genome assembly.
AAUGUAAAUAGGUUUGUUUCGAUCAGUUUGGUAUUCGCCAAUAAAUGGCUACUAAGCGGAGGAGCAAAGAAUUUGCAGUUGGACGCACCAUUCUUCAUCACUUGGUUUCAAUGCCUCACAGCCGUCAUUAUAAUUAGAGGGGUAUCAUUAUGUUCCUCAUUCUGUCCAGAAAGGGUCACAUUCCCUGAAAUAAAAUGGUGUUAUGAAUCUUCUGUAAAGGUAGAAUUUAAAAUAUCGCUUAAAUAA